Molecule: messenger RNA, 678 nt
Organism: Parathielavia appendiculata
Lineage: Eukaryota; Fungi; Ascomycota; Sordariomycetes; Sordariales; Chaetomiaceae
Product: glutathione S-transferase
Exons: 2
Coding region: 1-678 (225 amino acids)
Biological process (GO): translational elongation
Cellular component (GO): nucleus; cytoplasm
Source: RefSeq, a predicted model, not a curated record
AUGGCCCCCUUCGGCAGACUGUACAGCUACCCCAACAGCUACCGUGUCCAAAGGCUCCACGCCAUCGCGGCCAUCAACGGCCUCACCCUCGAGGAUGCGCCCGAUUUCCAAAUGGGUGUGACCAACCGCACGCCCGAGUUCCUCGCCAAGUUCCCGCUCGGCAAGGUCCCGGCCUUCGAAUCGGGCGAUGGCACCUUCCACCUGACUGAGGGCCAGGCCAUCGCCCGGUACGUGGCCGAGAGCGGGCACGGGGCGGGCCAGCUGCUGGGCGGCGACGACCCGCGCACACGCGCGCUCGUCGAGCAGUGGUCGUGCUUUGCCGCGCAGGAGCUCGAGAGCAACAUCACGCCGCUGCUGGUCAUGUGCCUGUACAAGCUCGUGCCGUACGACGAGGCCCGGUAUGCGUACCAUGUCGGCGGGUUUGAGAGGGCCGUCAAGAGGCUCGAGGUCGCUGUCCAGGGAGGGAGGAGGAAGUUUCUUGUGGGCGAGCAGCUCACGCUGGCGGAUAUCAUGGUUGCCGGGGUGCUGCAGAUGGCGUCGCGGUUGGUGUUGGAUAAGGAGAUGCGGGAGCAGGUGCCGGGUGUCGAGGCUUAUCUGAAGGGUAUCAUGGAGUUGCCUGAGAUGAAGCCGGCGUUUCCGCCGUUGGAGCUGUGCGAAGUGAGGGUUAAGGGGCAGUGA